This is a messenger RNA of Cydia pomonella (codling moth), 2264 nucleotides long. RefSeq lists its product as uncharacterized. Lineage: Eukaryota; Metazoa; Arthropoda; Insecta; Lepidoptera; Tortricidae. The record is from RefSeq and is a predicted model, not a curated record. The transcript is spliced from 9 exons. The coding region runs from base 1 to 1380 and encodes 459 amino acids. Gene Ontology annotation, molecular function: CoA-ligase activity.
AUGCUUGUUCACGGUGAAGGAGAGUUGUUGGUGCCGGCGCACCUGAAUUUUGGGAAGUACGUGUUGAAUCGGCUGCGGAAGGCGAAACCCGAUCGGUUAUGCUUCCGCAACUGUACUCGGAACGACCAGCUGACGUACGCACAGUUCACUCAGCAUACGGUCAGGGUGGCGAGUGCGCUGGCGCAGCGGGUGGUGCGCGGGGACACGGUGGCGGUCAUGGGCGAGCCGAGGGCCACACUGCUACCUACUGGACUUGGGAUAAUGCUGGCGGGCGCUACGUGCACGCCGAUCCCGCUUGACUGUGGAACAGCUGUCUUGACACACAAGUUAACAUUAACGAAGCCAAAAUACGCUUUCUGCACCCGCUUAUUCUGGGAAACGCACAGCGACGUACUGAAGAAAAUAGAUUUCAUCAAGUCCUUCAUAUGUUUCGAUGGGGUCAUCCCAGACAUAGAGUCGCUGGAGACGUUUACGUCAAAUGUGGACGUGGAUAUAGACACGUAUGAACCAGUUAGCGUGAACGGUGCAACUGAUGUCGCCUUGAUUUUGUAUUCUUCUGGGACGACGGGGCUGUGCAAGGGGGUGCAGCAUACUCACCUGAACUGUAUUGCGUGGUACGACUUUGAAUCUUUGGAAACCGUUUACUUCGCGGGAUCGCAUCUGUGCGGAGCCUAUGGCAUUUUCCGGGCUUACCCGUUCUUGUGCGCCGGCAAAACAAUUGUCAAUACAGAAGAUAUCCAUGUAGACUUGAAAGUUAUACAGGACUAUAAGCACAAACGAGUACGAUCUCAGCUCUCUGAAGGUGAUAAUGACCGCUACUGCACCCCUUCUGCCUUCACUGUUGGAGGCAUUCACGAAGAAGUAGUGGAUGUAGAAACUCGAGCGAUCCUUGGACCUAACCAGCGCGGGGAGAUCUGCGUCCGCAGCCCACGAGUCAUGAAGGGAUACCUAGGUGUAACCUCGCCAAUAGACGACGAAGGUUUCUACUUGACGGGAGACCUGGGAUACUAUGAUGACCAGAAACACUUCUAUCAUAUAGACAGGCUGAAGGACAUCAUUCUUUCUACUGGAUAUACGGUAUCCCCAGGCGAGGUGGAGGUAGUCCUGCUCGAGCAUCCCGCGGUAAAGGAGGCGGCCGUGGUGGGCAAGCCGGCGGCGAAGGUGACCGAGAAGCCCACGGCCUUCGUGGUGCUGCGCCCCGGGGCCUCCGCCACUGAGGCCGAGCUGGUCGACUUCGUGGACCCCCAGGUCCCCUGGUACAUGCGGCUGACUGGUGGCGUGAGGUUCAUCUCUGAGCUCCCCAGGAACGACCAGCAGAAGAUCCUGCGUCGACAACUGAGGGAGACACUGGUUCAAGAGGCCAAGUCGGAAGGACAAUAGGGAUAUGUCAUUCGUGUUCUUUGGUGGGACGGUAGUGCCCCGGCCAAGUCAACCUAACUAUUGGAAACUAUAGUAUACUUAUUGUUACAACAGUGUUGAAAUAUUGAAAAUCAACAUAAAAAAUAAAAAUAUAUACGUAGUUAAUAUCCCGUGUUUCAUACUUAAUUUUUAAACGCGCUACAGGUUUCAAUUAGCGACAAAUCAUUUGUCAAGUCAUUUUAAGAAAGUAUUUCUUGACGACCGGUCUGGCCUAGUGGGUAGUGACCCUGCCUAUGAAGCUGAUGGUCCCGGGUUCAAUUCCUGGUAAGGGCAUUUAUUCGUGUGAUGAGCAUGGAUAUUUGUUCCUGAGUCAUGGGUGUUUUCUAUGUAUUUAAGUAUUUAUAAAUAUUUACAUAUUAUAUAGGGUAACAGCACCAGUGGCCAGCCAGGGACCAGUAGUCAGGCUUUUAAGUCGUUUAUUGGUCAUAAAUAUCUGGUAUAUUCGAUUAAACAAAUCGCGAGUAGUCAAAUAGGAGCUCUGAUUCCUUAUUCGUUAAUACGUAACGCGGCAGGUACGGUGAGGUAUCGGGGAGAAGAAAUAUACUCGUUCAUAAAGGUGAUGUUUGUUGACGAGAGCUGGAGUGCCAUGUCCGCCAUAUUUUUUACUGCACGUGGUGUUCUUUUAACGCGUGAGAAAAAAUAUGUUUUAAUAUAAAAAGUUACUGUUUUUUGUUAAUGAUGGGUUUAUUGGUUAGUUUAUCUAUUAAAUUGCGUUAUAUUUAAAUAAAAAUAUCAAUAUUUAACUUAUAAAUUGAGGAUGUUGACCACUGGAUACCACUUUUUUACAAAAAAUCCAGUGCCCAGCCUCCCGUGGCUGACCUUUGGGUUAUUAGUGAUUUUUUUUA